Messenger RNA from Dovyalis caffra, 180 nucleotides. NCBI's taxonomy places the organism in Eukaryota, Viridiplantae, Streptophyta, Magnoliopsida, Malpighiales, Salicaceae. The record is from the annotation of a GenBank genome assembly.
AUGAGAGGAAGAAAAAGGGAAAGGCAUCAGAUUCAGAAAGCACUUACAGCUGAAAAAGGCUCGCCCACAAUCCAAGAUUGGUAUCAACUACAGCCGCAUAGAAACUUAGCUAUUCAGUCAUGGGGUGCUAAAAUAUCUGAGAGAAGACAGGAAGAGGUAGCAAUCGUUGAUGGUGACUGA